Messenger RNA from Exophiala viscosa, 623 nucleotides. RefSeq lists its product as uncharacterized. Lineage: Eukaryota; Fungi; Ascomycota; Eurotiomycetes; Chaetothyriales; Herpotrichiellaceae. The transcript has a single exon. The record is from RefSeq and is a predicted model, not a curated record. The annotation marks the transcript as partial.
CACCGUGUUUUCUGCAGGUCUAAUCUGUAAUUGUCGUCACUAAUCAGUAAGCAUUGAGAUGCUGAGGCCCGGCUUGGAUUUCCUUCGGCCUAUAGAGUGUCGCAUAUGCCACUGCUAGCCUCCCCUCUCCUCAGCGGAAUGAUCGGCUAUGCUCGAGGGUCCGUCGAUGGAGCCUUGCUUUGCUUGACUCGUCCGCGGACUGCUUCGUCACUUGUUCCGGGUUAUGUAAUCAAUCCGAUUCUGCAAAUGCGCCCUGAAUUCCUGGAAUGGGACAACGGGUCAAGGAUCACGAGGGUUUGUGUUUGUGUACCAUACCUCACGAGCAGCGAUAUGACUUUGCCCAAGGUUUCAUGCAAGAAUGAGAUUCUCAUUGUGGCUUUGGGGACUCGAGGACCACCAGCUUUAUUAGGCUAAACAAACAGCACCAGCCGGACUUGCAUUACCGAACAAAAUGCUGGGAGCCAAAGACCGUGUUGCGCACACUGUUUGGUACGGCGUGAGAAGACCUCACUCGGACCAACCCUUGUAGACCAGUUGGACGGCCUCCUGUGACGGGAACCUGGCCUGGUGAGACUCGAAUGCUGCAUGGGUUGAACAUUAUGAAAUUCUGACGCAAAUCAAAC